Lactuca sativa (garden lettuce) is the source of this 786-nucleotide messenger RNA. NCBI's taxonomy places the organism in Eukaryota, Viridiplantae, Streptophyta, Magnoliopsida, Asterales, Asteraceae. The record is from RefSeq and is a predicted model, not a curated record.
AUGGAAGGUCUUCAUGUGGCUAUGGAAGAUGCAAUAGCCAAUGAUGACGCAUUCUUUAUGGGGGAAUGGGAUGAGAGGAAUGUGCAUAAUCUUAUUCAAAUUUUACGGUGUUUUUAUAUGGUGUCGGGUUUGAAGAUUAAUCUCUCCAAAUCUAAUUUAUUAGGGGUUGGAAUGGUCUUUCCGAAAGUCAUCUCUAUGGAUUCUAUUACUGGUUGUUCUCCGGCUGCUUUCCCGUUUUCUUAUCUUGGUGCUCCAGUGGGUGGAUCUAUGGUAUUUACUACUUUUCCCUUUUUCAGAGUUCCUGCUACUGUUUGUAAGUUGUUAGAGUCUCGUAGAGCUCAUUUUUUUGGAGGUAUGGAUGAUGAGCAUAGACAUAUACACUGGGUGAAGCGGAAGACUAUUCUCAAUUCGCGAGAUAAUGGUGGGUUAGAAAUUGAGGGCUUGGAUGCUUUUAACAUGGCCUUACUUUAUAAAUGGAGGUGGAGGUUUGCUCUUGAAGGUGAUACUUUAUGGCUUCGGCUUAUAAAGUUCUUAUAUGGUAAGGAUGGUGGUUUUUUGAAUGGUCCCCGAAAAAAUUUGGGUGGGGGCGUUUGGCAUAAAAUCAUUGGCUCUAUUAAUCAACUACAUGAAAGGGGUGUGGUGGAUAAGAAUUUGAUGAAUAUGGUGAUUGGGGAUGGCACUACGAUGUUUUGUUGGGAGGAUGCUUGGUGUGGAGGAGUGAUCCUGAAAGACAUUUUUCCUAGACUUUAUGUUCUCUCUGAUUCUCAGAAUGCUCUAAUUAUGUAG